ACUCCCAGGCGGUAGGAUGCGCUUCAGCUUGGCUGACUGUGUUGAUGAAGGGCGGUGCUGCGAGGAAGAAGAGCAGCUGAACUGCGUCGCAGCCGCACGGAGCUUCUUUCAUCAGAGACGGUGCAGAAAGCUUUCAUUUACUCGACGGUUUGUCUUUGAUUUUUCACUCACUUCGAAAGAUGGUUCGACCACAUUUUGGACCACCACGUUUGAAGCCCAGACCUUACGGAGAUGGUCAUGGUCAUGGCGUUGGACCCAGCGAAGGGAAUUACAACCCCAACUCCAAAAGUCGAAGAGAUGUCCAGGGCUACCCAGCAAAGCCCCCUUUUCACUGGAGAGAUUCCAGAGGUAGAGGACGACCCCCAGUUGUCAAAAGAGUCCCCCUGAUGGGAGAGCAAAGGGAGCCACGUUUCAAUCACUGGAGGUCCCAGAAUCAGGAUUCCUUUCAAUCGUACCCUCCCAAAAUGGAACCACACCAUAACCAGAGGAGGCCUUCUCCCUCUAGGCCAAACCGCUCCCCCCAUGUCCAGCAUCAGUCAUCCUCUCGCAGUCCUGCACAAGGAUCCCAGAGUCAAAGGGGCCCACCUUUCCAUGGCCACCCCUCAGGUCACAGGUCACCCUCCCCAAGACAUUUUCGCAACCAUCCGGCUGACAGGAGGCCAGGCUCUGCACCGCCCUUCCAGGGCUCUUUCAGGGGCCAAAAAAGGCAGCCAGGUUUUCAGCAUCAGGAGCAGCGCGGUCGAGACCCUCGUGGGAAUUACAAUCCCAGAGAAAGGCCCUAUGAGCACUCAGGUCAUGGCAUGAAGCGCUGGAACGAGGCUGGAGCAUUCUCUCACCCACACAAUGGAGAACACGGGCCCUCUGGAUCACAGAGGAGCCCCAGAGAGAUGCAUGGGAGAGGCUCAUGUCCAGAGAGGUACAAGAGAGAAGCAACAACCCCAGCUGGGUGGUCAUCUGAGCAAGACUCCAGGCGGCAGCGUGGUCCGGUGGAGAGGCAGGGCAGCAGAUCCCACAGUAGAGAGCGGGCACAGGAAGUCCCUCACCUGCCCCCUUUCAGAUCCCCCUCAUGGAAAGGAGGUCCGUCACCGUCGUCCUCCUACCACAGGAACCCUCAGGAGAGGCAAGUGGCAGGACCCCGCAAGAGGAGGAUAUCAGACAUCAACAUGCCCUCCUCAGACCCUGCACUGGAGCACGGCAAUCCAAAACACGCCAGGAGAGAGAAGCCUCAGCUGCUCAAUAUUCCCAGGCCAUUCGGUGGUAAACCUUUGUCUCUUAGGGAUAGAAGUUACCUGGUUAAGAGCAGACAAGUCCGAGCAGAAUCCCUCAUGGGGCUCAGAAUACCAACAUCUGUGAGAUCCAGGCCUCGCCUGGACGACUCUGCCUCACAGGAAAAUGUCAGCUCUGUCCUUGCUAUCAGGAAGAAACGUUUCCAGUCAAAUGCACCUCCCCUGAAGGUGGAACCAAGGAGGGGAAAACCACAGCAGUCACCCCCCAGAGAAGAAGGCAAUUCCAGCAAGUCUUCAAGAGACUCUGAUUCAGGCAAAGAACAGGUGGAGUCUCGCCGGUCCUUGAACUCACACAGAUCUUCUCCCAUAGAGAAACGGGACCUUGUUGUUUUGUCCCACUGGCCUCCUGGGCCGAGCUCGUCCUCUAAGGACGACUCACCUACCAAAGAUCGCAGCCCAAAGCUAAAGAGUGAACGCAGUUCAGAUCAUGACACCACUCCGAACAGCCGACUCUCAAAGACGAAUGAUUCCAGAUCAUCGCCUGAAGACCGAAGGCGGGGCUAUGUGGAUAAGAGGGUGUUUAGGCCAUUUAAUAUGAUGCAGGAAAGCUACAGACCUGGGAGGCCCUUCAGGAGACCAGGACAAGGACCCAUGCAGAGACCAAGGUUCCCUGGUGGUCAAAGGUUCCCUGGUGGUCAAAGGUUCCCUGGUGGUCAAAGGUUCCCUGGUGGUCAAAGAUUCCCUGGUGGUCCAAGGUUCCCCGGUGGUCCAAGAAAGACGGGCCCGGAACUGUCUGGAAAUGUUAGAAGACCACUCAUGGAGAGCUUAGUGACGCGUCCCUUCCCAAAUCAGAGGCCAGUGUUCAGAAAAAGUCACAGCAUCAUGUCCAAAUACCGCACCAUGAGAGUGAUGCGUCAGCGGGCACCGUAUAACCGAGGGCCCAACCAACAACGCUGGUGAUAACCUCUGCACAGGAACCACGUUCUGCAGACAUGAAACUGAAGAACGGCAGAACAAUCUCAUCAAGAUCUUCUCUGCGGGUUGGACUGCACAAACCCUCCUCUCACUACAAUCCCUCCCAACCUGCCUGUAUAUCGUUGAAGUGUUGUUGCUUACAUUUGUUCUCUGGUACAAGUGUUUCAGUUGCAUCUUUGAAGUACUCCAGUACUUUUGUUUUAGGGUGUUUGUAACAUAAUGCCAUUACAUUAUAAUGUCCUGCUUUUUUGUUUCUUGUGUAUAAUUAUUUGAGAGUUGCUGCCUGCGAACUUAGCAAUUUUCAUUUUACUGAAAUAGUUUUAGCUUUUUUCUUUGUUUACCAGCAGCGAUCGAUUUGUGAAGUCCAAGAAACAUUUACUUUAAUAUUUCACCUUUACCGUUUGUAAAGACUUAACAAAUGAAAUGUCCUGUUUGAAUAACCAUGGGUGUUUUGAUUAAACGGCAGAUUGUCGAAUGACACUUAGCUACUACUUGUAAAACUUGUAUAAUCACAUGUUCAGUUUGUUGUUCUUGAGACUUGAAAUAAGAUCAAAUUUAACAAGCUC
Molecule: messenger RNA, 2767 nt
Organism: Sebastes umbrosus (honeycomb rockfish)
Lineage: Eukaryota; Metazoa; Chordata; Actinopteri; Perciformes; Sebastidae
Exons: 10
Coding region: 180-2186 (668 amino acids)
Source: RefSeq, a predicted model, not a curated record